AUGGAUAACCAAUUCUUAAUUGAUUUCUUAAUGGGUGGUGUUUCCGCCGCUGUCUCCAAGACUGCCGCUGCUCCAAUUGAAAGAGUUAAAUUAUUAAUUCAAAAUCAAGAUGAAAUGAUGAAACAAGGUCGUUUAUCAAGAAAAUAUGAUGGUAUUGCUGAAUGUUUCAGAAGAACUGCUGCUGAAGAAGGUAUCACUUCAUUCUGGAGAGGUAACACUGCCAAUGUUAUCAGAUAUUUCCCAACCCAAGCUUUAAAUUUUGCUUUUAAAGAUAAAUUUAAGAAAAUGUUUGGUUUCAAUAAAGAUGCCAACUAUUGGCAAUGGUUUGCUGGUAACUUAGCUUCAGGUGGUAUGGCUGGUGCCACUUCUUUAGCUUUUGUUUACUCUUUAGAUUAUGCUAGAACUAGAUUAGCUAAUGAUGCUAAAUCUGCUACUGGUGGUGAAAGACAAUUUAAUGGUUUAUUUGAUGUUUAUAAAAAGACUUUAGCUUCUGAUGGUAUUGCUGGUUUAUACAGAGGUUUCGGUCCAUCUGUUAUUGGUAUUGUUGUUUACAGAGGUUUAUAUUUUGGUUUAUAUGAUUCCUUAAAACCUGUUGUUUUAGUUGGUCCAUUAGAAGGUUCUUUCUUAGCUUCUUUCUUAUUAGGUUGGGCUGUUACUACUGGUGCUUCUACUGCUUCUUAUCCAUUAGAUACUGUUAGAAGAAGAAUGAUGAUGACUUCUGGUCAAGCUGUUAAAUAUGAUGGUGCUUUUGAUUGUUUCAGAAAGGUUGUUGCUGCUGAAGGUGUUAAAUCAUUAUUUAAAGGUUGUGGUGCCAAUAUCUUAAGAGGUGUUGCUGGUGCCGGUGUUAUUUCCUUAUAUGAUCAAUUACAAGUUAUUGUUUUCGGUAAGAAAUUUAAAUAA
Scheffersomyces coipomensis is the source of this 900-nucleotide messenger RNA. RefSeq names its product ADP/ATP carrier protein (gene PET9). Gene Ontology annotation, molecular function: ATP:ADP antiporter activity. The record is from RefSeq and is a predicted model, not a curated record. Gene Ontology annotation, biological process: mitochondrial ADP transmembrane transport; mitochondrial ATP transmembrane transport. Lineage: Eukaryota; Fungi; Ascomycota; Pichiomycetes; Serinales; Debaryomycetaceae. The transcript has a single exon. Bases 1 to 900 code for a protein of 299 amino acids. Gene Ontology annotation, cellular component: mitochondrial inner membrane.